AGAAAAACAAGAAGAAGACAUUUUGGGCGACGCCUGGCAGCCGCCCUCCCCGUGUUGCUGUAGGUCAGGGGUUGACAGUAGCUCGCUUUGAGCGUGCCACCUGAAUGAGAAGCUGCAGAGCGGCGCAUUUAAAGAAACACUAAGUAACAGAAACACCACUAACCCACAGUCAUCCCGAUGGACGCUGCUCAGAGUUUGUCAGGAUUUUCCCUGGACCUGGGACCAUUGAAAGAACCUCUUGGGUUUAUUCGUGUCUUGGAGUGGGUUUUUGCCAUCUUUGCUUUUGCCACCACUGGAGGGUAUUCUGGAACAACACACAUCAAUGUCUCAUGUCCCCUCAAGCCCUCUCAGGAUGUCCCAGCUACGUUUGGUUACCCGUUCAGGUUGUCAUCAAGACCAUAUCACCUUCCCAUUUGUAACAGCAGUCAGACCAACAUUACCUACCUGCAGGGUGACUUCUCCUCCUCGGCUGAAUUCUUUGUCUGCGUUGGUGUGUUUGCSUUUCUUUAUUGCACCGCCACACUGAUUCUCUACCUGGGGUACCAGAGUGUCUACCGUCAGACCAGUCGUGGUCCCAUCAUUGACCUGCUGGUGACUGCUGCUUUUGCCUUCCUAUGGCUGGUGUCCUCCUCAGCCUGGGGCAAAGGUCUGACUGAUGUCAAGUGGGCCACGAACCCCAACCAUCUAGUAGAGUCAUGUCACUCCAUGUCAUGUCAUCCUGGAGAGUUUCCCUCUAUGGGCCGUCUAAACGCCUCUGUGAUUUUUGGAUUUUUGAACUUGAUCCUGUGGGCAGGUAACUGCUGGUUCAUCUACAAGGAGACCUCGUUUCACAAAGAUGCCAACCAACCAGCCACUUCGCAGGAAGGAGCUGCUUCUGGACCUUAACCAGAUAUCACUGAAGGGCCUUACAAGUUUUCUUUUGUCCACAGAAACACGUGCCUCACAAUGCUUUAUGUUAACCUGGUAAAAUGGAAACAAAAUGAAGCCAACUGUCAAUAAUUCACCAAAUUGCUCCAAAAUUAUAGCUUAAGGCAAUCCCUAAAAUAUGGACCUUUGUGRCCCAUUAGUCUUCAAAACAGUAAGUGCAAAUACAGGCUUUAUUGCUUUCACAUUUUAUACAAGUUCAUCUUUUUAUCUUUAUAGCUAUGGUUUAAAAAUUAGUUUUUCAGUACAGUACACGUAGAGUGCAGUUGUCUUACUUUAAGGACUACUUUUUAAGGCAUCUGGUGGUCUGUUUCACAAACUAACAUGACCAAAUAUGACCACAGGAUAUAAUAUAAAAAGGCAGGCAUUUAGGGAAGAGAAAAUGUAAACAAAAGAAAAAUGUUCUUUAGUAAUCAGAACUUGUCAAUCACUUCAGUUUGAGUYAGAUGAAAGGUAGAAAUCUACUGAAAUACUAAUAUUGUUUGUUUUCAAUGUACUUGGAUUGUUUGUCCACACUACAGUUAAUUUUUUUUUUACUUUUGCAUUUAACAUGAUAAGGCAGGCAUUUUUUGGAUGUCAUUUUGAACACUAAUGUAUGAUUAGUUUUUUCAGCGUUGGGAGAAUGAGGCAGAAAACAGUUGAUUUAGUUUUCAGUGGAGUCGAUGCGUCAGGAAAAGCAUCUUCUAAUUUCGGUCUAAUGAAAAUGCGCUCAGAUGCCUCAGUAAACACUACGACGUAUUUGUUUGAACAAUCUUUUGCUAAGUGUGAUUUGCAGUGACAUUAUUUAUAUCCAGUUUGUGUUUUUUUAUGAACACUAAAAGUCCUGUGCAUGUUUGCCAAUGUCUUUCUGUAUUCCCAAAGAAAGCAUUUUAAGUGAAGUUUUUUUGUUUGUUUUUUUACUUUAAAUAUCUUUUGAAUUGGUUGUACUGCUGAGUUCAUUUGGCUUCAUUGUUAAGAUAAAUUGUUUCAACUUUGUAACAGACUAAACUUGAUUGAACUUGGUGCCUUAUGCUACUACUUGUGUUACACUUAACAUCCAAUUUAAGUUUCUGUUUUACAUUUUURCAAUCACAAGGCACUGUUUACUUAUUGCAUUGACUAUUUGUAAAGUWCUAAAACAGAUAUAUGGUAACUGGAGCACAAAUUUGAGGGCCUACUUGAGAUAAGUACGAAAAUAUAAUGUUUUGAAAACAAUUGAAAUUAGAAUCCUAAAGUCAGUUUUAAAGAUAUUAAAGUUUAUUUAGAGCAUAUUCAUGUGAGUGGUAAAUGUUUUUCGUUAUUGACAAUUAACUUUGUCUUAUCUUGUCUGCCUUGUUGUGCAAAAGAAAAACAAUUGUCAACUAUAAAACACAAGAACUACACAACUGCCAGAUGUUCAUGUUUGCUGCAAUAAAGUUAUUGCUUCAUUUUGACCAGCCUUA
Molecule: messenger RNA, 2345 nt
Organism: Austrofundulus limnaeus
Lineage: Eukaryota; Metazoa; Chordata; Actinopteri; Cyprinodontiformes; Rivulidae
Product: synaptophysin-like protein 1
Exons: 6
Coding region: 178-885 (235 amino acids)
Cellular component (GO): synaptic vesicle; synaptic vesicle membrane
Source: RefSeq, a predicted model, not a curated record